Messenger RNA from Ciona intestinalis (vase tunicate), 1896 nucleotides. Lineage: Eukaryota; Metazoa; Chordata; Ascidiacea; Phlebobranchia; Cionidae. The record is from RefSeq and is a predicted model, not a curated record.
ACCUAGAAUUGCAACAAUUUAAUUGGGUAAACAUGAAGAUCUAAUAUGAACAAUACAAAACUUGUAUUUGUGUUCUUGUUGUUGUUUGUCGGUUGCUUUUUGUUGUUCAGCAACAAGUUACUGACGGGUGUAACAACGAAAGUGGAAAAUACAAUAACACUCGAGAAAAAAGAAGAACCUACGAGGCUGAAUACAGAAACAGACUUAAAAACUACAACAACUACAACGACAACAACAAGCACAACAACAACAACAACUACACCAACUACAACAACAAGUACAACAACGGAAAAUGUUAUUGUUGAGAAACAAACAGAACUGUCUCUAAUCAAAAGUAUAAGCACGACACCACAAGCAGAGAAGAAACCAACAUGGAUACUUAUGUGGCGACCGCCAUGGGGCUUGACCUCGGAGGGACGGAAUGAGGGGUUCAAGGCUGGCGAUUGUAUUCUAACUUAUAAUAGAUCAAGGAUAGAAGAAGCAGCAGCUGUUGUGUUUCAUUAUUCCGGGCUUGAUAAAGACACGAUGCCGUGGCAACAUUAUAGAGGGCGGGAGCAGUUCUACGUUUUCUUCAGCAUGGAAGCGCCGUCAUAUGUAAAGCACGGUGAAAAUCGUGCAAUGGACAAGUUCGAUAACGGGUUUAUAAACUGGACGAUGACGUAUAGAAGCGAUAGUGACGUAUUCUGUCCGUACUUUGAAUCCAAAUACGCGAGAGAAGUAUUUGCAAGAGAUGAAGCAUGGCUGAAUACAACGUUGGCGGACGAAGUCCAGAGUUGCGUUAUGGGUUGUGAGUAACUGUGAAUUACUUCGCGGGUCGCGACUUCGAAUGGAUUACGUCACAAAGAUGGUAGAAGCUGGAUUUCCGGUCGACAGAUUCGGGCAUUGUUUUAAAAAUAAAGAAGAAUUUUCCAGCUUAUCAGAAAAGCAACUACAAUCGUACAAGUUCUAUUUGUCAUUCGAGAAUGCGGAGCAUUGUAAAGAUUAUGCUACCGAAAAGUUCUGGAGAAAUGGUAUUCAAUAUGGGAGAGUCCCUGUUGUUUGGGGGCCAAGCAAAAAGGACAUUGAAUAUCUGGCCCCACCUGGGUCUUUUAUCCACACAGAAGAUUUUGAAAGCCCGGCCAAGUUGGUUGAAUAUCUUUUAUAUCUUGAUAAGAACGAUACAGCAUACAGGGAAUAUUUUAACUGGGUUCGAAACCCAGGAGAGGGAAUGGAAAGAAUUAAAAAACUUUAUUCACGAACCAGAGAAGAGGUUCUAUGUGAUAAACUGCUGUCCAAUCCAACAGAAAACAUCCAUUCUUCAAUGACAGACUUUUUUUACAAUUCCGAACCUACCGAAUGCUUAGCAUAGAAAACAUCUCCGAAUUUUUUUAAAUAGAAAAAACAAUUUUUUGAAAUAGAAAAUAAAUGGAGAAAGAAAAAUUGUUUUCACAUUGUUAUUGAUUCUCUGUAAUGCAACAAUGUUCAAACAACUCAUAUUUUACAAAACCAAUGUUAAAACUGUUAAACGUAUAGUGUGUGUUUAUUAACAGUUUAGUAGUAACUAUGUAUAAAUGUGGUACAUUUUUUGACCAGUGAGACAGCCAUAUUACAUCUUCAACAUUUACCCCAUUACCACUUUAUUAGCUUUAAAUCUUCACCUAAUUUUAUGCAUUUUUUUGUGUUCAGGGGGUUGGUUUUAAUAUGCAUGGUACUUUUUAAAUGUUUAUAAUUUUUGUUUGUAAAUUUUACUGAUAUUUUGUUAGCUGCACUUUAUCGCUUGUAUUUAAGCUACUCAACAUAAGUUGAUGUCUUCAAAAUAUCAAAGUAGGACCUGGUAGGCUUUAUUGGCAAAAUAUUACUUUUAUAAAAAAGUGUUGCUUAUUUACCUUCUCGUGGCAAAUAAACAACAUUUAAUAU